This is a messenger RNA of Molossus molossus (Pallas's mastiff bat), 1754 nucleotides long. RefSeq names its product cytokine receptor like factor 1 (gene CRLF1). The transcript is spliced from 9 exons. Gene Ontology annotation, cellular component: external side of plasma membrane. Gene Ontology annotation, biological process: cytokine-mediated signaling pathway. Gene Ontology annotation, molecular function: protein binding; cytokine receptor activity. The record is from RefSeq and is a predicted model, not a curated record. Bases 166 to 1431 code for a protein of 421 amino acids. NCBI's taxonomy places the organism in Eukaryota, Metazoa, Chordata, Mammalia, Chiroptera, Molossidae.
GGGCGGGGCCAGCGGCGCAUUAGCGCCUUGUCAAUUCGGCUGCUCAGACUUGCUCCGGCCUCCGCGCCCGCGCCCAGCGACGUGCGGGCUGCCCAGUCCGCACUCACUCCCGUCCCGCGCCGCCGCUGCCGCUGUCCGCCGCGCACCCCCGGCAGCGCCAGCCCGAUGCCCGCCGGCCGCCUGGGCCCCGCCGCCCAAUCCGCGCGGCGGCCGCCGCCGCUGCUGCCCCUACUGCUUCUCUGCGUCCUCGGGGCGCCGCGAGACGGAUCAGGAGCCCACACGGCUGUGAUCAGUCCCCAGGACCCCACACUCCUCAUCGGCUCCUCCCUUCAGGCCACCUGCUCAGUGCACGGGGACCUGCAGGGCCCCACUGCAGAGGGCCUCUACUGGACCCUCAACGGGCGCCGCCUGCCCCCCGAGCUCUCCCGAAUGCUCAAUGCCUCCACCCUGGCCCUCGCCCUGGCCAACCUCAACGGAUCCAGGCAGCAGUCAGGGGACAACCUCGUGUGCCAUGCUCCAGACGGCAGCAUCCUAGCAGGCUCCUGCCUCUAUGUUGGCCUGCCCCCAGAGAAACCCUUCAACAUCAGUUGCUGGUCCAAGAACAUGAAGGACCUGACAUGCCGCUGGACACCGGGGGCCCAUGGGGAGACCUUCCUCCACACGAACUACUCCCUGAAGUACAAGCUGAGGUGGUAUGGGCAGGACAACACGUGUGAGGAGUACCACACGGUGGGACCCCACUCCUGCCACAUCCCCAAGGACUUGGCCCUCUUUACCCCCUACGAGAUCUGGGUGGAAGCCACCAACAGGCUGGGCUCGGCCCGCUCAGAUGUGCUCACACUGGACAUCCUGGAUGUGGUGACCACCGAUCCCCCGCCCGAUGUUCACGUGAGCCGAGUCGGGGGCCUGGAGGACCAGCUGAGCGUGCGCUGGGUUUCCCCGCCCGCCCUCAAGGACUUCCUCUUCCAAGCCAAGUACCAGAUCCGCUACCGUGUGGAGGACAGUGUGGAUUGGAAGGUGGUGGACGACGUGAGCAACCAGACCUCCUGCCGCCUGGCAGGCCUGAAGCCAGGCACCGUCUACUUCGUGCAAGUGCGCUGCAACCCCUUUGGCAUCUAUGGCUCCAAAAAGGCAGGGAUCUGGAGCGAGUGGAGCCACCCCACGGCUGCCUCCACCCCCCGUAGUGAGCGUCCGGGCCCGGGCGGCGGGGCCUGCGAGCCGAGGGGCGGAGAGCCGAGCUCGGGGCCCGUGCGGCGCGAGCUCAAGCAGUUCCUGGGCUGGCUCAAGAAGCACGCAUACUGCUCGAACCUCAGUUUCCGCCUCUAUGACCAGUGGCGUGCUUGGAUGCAGAAGUCGCACAAGACCCGAAAUCAGGACGAGGGGAUCUUGCCCUCGGGCAGACGAAGCACGUCGAGAGGUCCUGCCAGAUAAGCUCUAGGGGCUGGGGGCCACCAUCCCUGCUUCAUGAAGACCCAGGGCUGCAACCAGACUGAGGCCACCUCUGUACCCUCACCUCAUGGUGCCUGAGCACCCUUGGCAGGAGCUGGAGUGGCACUCUGAGUUCCAAGGAUCACAUCUCUGGCAUCCAUGUGAGGCCAACCCUUGGGUGCCAUUGGGUGUGUGUGAGGGUUGGCCAAGCUGCCCAGAACCCCUGCCAGGGCUGAGGGUGAAUAAGAGUCAUUACUUCCCUCACCCAGGAUCCCUCCAAAGAAUCUUUUUAAAUAAACGAGCUACUUAGGUUCCCUGACUGUGAA